Messenger RNA from Acanthocheilonema viteae, 723 nucleotides. Lineage: Eukaryota; Metazoa; Nematoda; Chromadorea; Rhabditida; Onchocercidae. The record is from the annotation of a GenBank genome assembly.
AUGCUCCGUACUACGUGUUACCAUUCACUGAUUUGUCUUAUCAGUGAAUUGCAGAAAGAGCACCGCGGUAGCAAUAUGUCAAGAUUAGUGUUGCGACAGCUGGUGGUGCCACAACUGCAACACUGACGAUGCCCUGAAUCGGCCAGGAUGAGCCUAUGUACUAACUGUCCACAGUUUUACUCUUCCACCUCGACUCUAAAUGAAAUCAAAUUUCAGGCUUUAAAGAUGCAAAAAGAGAAAAGUGAACAAUACAAAGCACCGGAACCGGCAAAAAGCUCAGAAGCAAAUCGAAAAGAGCUUUUCGGCCCUUCUCUCUCACCAAAGGUUACGGUCACUAAAGGAAUUGUUGCUGUUGUUGCUGCUGACGUGCCUAAACAAGUGCUACAACAAAGUUCGGCUGCAGCUAAUCAAAUGCAGCAAGCCAUUAACGAUGAGCACACGCAAGCGACACAGCUAAGUAAAGAACGAAUAGAGGGCGCAAAAGACGGACAGAAAAAUCUGCUGCAGAAAUCAGUGAAACGGCGCAAAAAAGCAAUGAAAAAAGGAAUAAAAUUGGAAACAGCGCAAACGCAAAGAAGUAAUGAAACGGAAGAGGAGCAAAAAAAAGAUAAGAUAACAAAAGCGGAGGAGGAGGAGGAGGAGGAGGAGGAGGGGGAGGACGACACGAUGAAAGGGAUCGCUUCGCUACAACAGGACCUCAAUAUCGUGUCCGCCGAAGAAUAA